Pseudonaja textilis is the source of this 3209-nucleotide messenger RNA. The record is from RefSeq and is a predicted model, not a curated record. Lineage: Eukaryota; Metazoa; Chordata; Lepidosauria; Squamata; Elapidae.
UUGAAGGCCCAGAAGGGAAGUGGAAAGGACCCAAAUUUAAGAUGCCUGAGAUCAAAGCUCCCAAAAUCUCCAUGCCAGACUUUGACUUGAACCUGAAAGGACCUAAAGUGAAAGGAGAUGUGGAUGUUCCUGUGCCAAAGUUGGAAGGUGACCUGAAAGGUCCUGAUGUGGACAUCAAAGGGCCCAAAGUUGGUGUUGACCUUCCAGAAGUUGACCUUGAAGGGCCUGAAGGAAAACUUAAAGGUCCUAAGUUUAAGAUGCCUGAAAUGCAUUUUAAUGUUCCUAAAAUCUCUAUGCCUGAUAUAGAUUUGAACUGGAGGAAGCCUAAAGUAGAAGCUGAUGUAUCUAUACCAACGGUGGAGGGGGAUUUGAAAGGUCCAAGUGUGGACAUCAAAGGUCCCAAAGUAGGUAUUGAUGUCCCUGAUGUUGACAUAGAAGGACCAGAAGGGAAAUGGAAAGGGCCCAAAUUUAAGAUGCCAGAAAUGAACAUCAAAGCUCCCAAAAUUUCCAUGCCAGAUUUUGACUUGAAUUUGAAAGGUCCUAAAAUGAAAGGAGAUGUUGAUGUUUCUGUGCCAAAGCUAGAGGGGGAUGUUAAGGGGCCAGAAUUCGAUAUUGAUGCACCCCAAUUAGAUAUUAGUGCUCCCGAUAUAAGUGUGGAAGUACCAGAGGGAAAGAUAAAAGGUCCUAAAUUUAAGAUGCCCGAAAUGCACAUCAAAGGUCCAAAGAUCUCCAUGCCAGAUUUUGACUUGAACCUCAAAGGUCCAAAACUGAAGGGCGAUGUUGAUGUUUCUGUUCCCAAACUGGAAGGAGAUCUGAAAGGCCCUGAUAUCAGAGGUCCCAAAUUGGACAUUGAUGCACCUGAUGUAGAAAUUGAAGGCCCAGAAGGGAGGUGGAAAGGUCCCAAGUUUAAGAUGCCUGAAAUGAACAUCAAAGCUCCCAAAAUCUCCAUGCCAGACUUUGACUUGAACCUCAAAGGUCCCAGAAUGAAAGGAGAUGUGGAUGUCUCAGUCCCGAGCUUGGAAGGUGAUCUGAAGAGCCCUGACAUUGACAUCAAAGGGCCCAAAUUAGACGUUGAUGUUCCAGAUGUCGAUCUUGAAGGCCCAGAAGGGAAGUGGAAAGGACCCAAAUUUAAGAUGCCUGAAAUGAACAUCAAAGCUCCCAAAAUCUCCAUGCCAGACUUUGACUUGAACCUGAAAGGACCUAAAAUGAAAGGAGAUGUGGAUGUUUCAUUGCCAAAAGUUGAAGCCCCUGAUGUGGACAUUCAAGGCCCCAAAAUGGACAUUGAUAUGCCCGAUGUUGACUUGCAUGGUCCAGAGGGUAAAAUCAAGCUGCCCAAAUUUAAAAUGCCCAAGUUUGGGAUGCCUGGAUUUAAAGGAGAAGGUCCUUCAGUGGAUGUGACCAUACCCAAGGGAGAAGUGGAUAUAUCUGGUCCCAAACUAGAUAUUGAAACACCUGAUCUGGAAAUCGAACACCCAGAGGGAAAAAUGAAAGGCCCCAAAAUGAAGAUGCCGGAAAUGCAUUUUAACGUCCCCAAAAUUUCAAUGCCAGAUAUUGAUUUGAAUUUGAAAGGCCCAAAACUCAAAGGAGAUGUAGGAGGUGACAUUAAAGGACCCGACAUUGCAAUCAAAGGACCUGAUGUUGAACUGGAGACACCUAAAGUAGACAUUGAAGCAAAACCAAAGAAAUCACGAUUUAAACUUCCUAGAUUCAAUUUUUCUGGCCCCAAACUUCAUACACCUGAAGUUGAUGUGAAGGUCAAGAAACCAGAUGUUGAUAUCUCAGGGCCAAAAGUGAAUGUUCAGAGUCCAGAUGUGGAUAUCCAAGGAAAAGCAAAAGGUUCUAAAUUUAAAAUGCCGUCAUUGAAUAUCUCCUCCCCUAAAGUCUCAAUGCCAGAUGUGGAAUUAAAUUUGAAAGGGCCUAAAUUAAAGGGAGACCUGAAUGUUUCUUCACCAAGCCUGGAAGGAGAUUUGAAAGCCCCUGAGGUUGAUAUCAAAGGACCCAAGAUGGAGGUUGGUGCACCAGAAGUUGAUGUUCAUGGCCCUGAAGGCAAACUCAAAAUGCCUAGGUUUAAAAUGCCCAAAUUUGGAAUACCAGGAAUCAAAGCAGAAGCUCCUGAUGUGGACGUAACCCUUCCCAAAGCUGAUCUUGACCUGUCGGGCCCCAAAGUGGACAUUGAAACUCCUGACCUAGAAGGGCCAGAAGGGAAGCUGAAAGGUCCAAGGUUUAAGAUGCCAGAAAUGCAUAUCAAAACUCCUAAAAUCUCAAUGCCAGACAUAGACCUAAAUCUGAAAGGCCCCAAAUUGAAGGGAGACGUUGAUGUCUCUGUGCCAAAGUUGGAGGGUGACUUGAAGGGCCCUGAGGUUGACAUCAAAGGUCCAAAGGUAGACAUUGAUGUUCCAGAUGUUGACCUUGAAGGCCCAGAAGGAAAACUGAAAGGACCCAGGUUUAAGAUGCCUGACAUACAUUUUAAAACCCCUAAAAUCUCUGUACCAGAUUUUGACUUGAAUUUGAAAGGCCAUAAAGUCAAAGGAGAUAUUGAUAUGAAAGCUCCCACACUGGAAGGUGACUUCGAGGGUCCAGAAAUAGAUAUCAAAGGCCCCAAAGUGGACGUUGAUAUCCCUGAGGUGGACAUAGAAGGCCCAGAAGGAAAAGUGAAAGGCCCGAAAUUUAAGAUGCCUGACAUGCACUUUAAGGCUCCCAAAAUUUCCAUGCCAGAUUUUGACUUAAACCUGAAAGGACCCAAAUUAAAAGGAGAUGCAGAUGUGACCUUACCUACAUUGGAAGGUGAUUUGAAAGGCCCAGAAGUUGAUAUCAAAGCACCUAAACUUGAUGUAGAUGUUCCUGAUAUUGAACUGGAGGCCCCAGAAGGAAAGUGGAAAGGACCCAAAUUUAAGAUGCCGGACAUGAACAUCAAGGCCCCUAAGAUCUCAAUGCCAGAUGUGGAUUUCAACCUGAAAGGACCUAAACUCAAGGGAGAUAUGGAUGUCUCAGCCCCAGGACUGCAGGGAGAACUUAGAGGACCAGAGAUUGACAUCAAAGGUCCAAAGCUGGACGUUGAGGUCCCAGAUGUUGAUCUACACGGACCAGAAGGAAAACUGAAGAUGCCAAAAUUCAAGAUGCCCAAGUUUGGCAUGCCUGGCUUCAAAGGGGAAGGCCCAGAGGUGGAUAUAAGCCUCCCCAAAGGAGAUCUUGAUCUUUCUGGUCCAAAG